UAGACCCUUCCUUCCUUCCUUCCUUCCUUCUUCAUUUCUUCAUCAAAGUGGUAUGGGCACUUUGCUUGUUUGCUUUUCCCCCCAACUUUCUCAGAGUCAGAAGACAAGACUGACUGCCUCCUUUGCGUGAUCACUAAAAAGGGCCCAAUCAAUAAUCGCAGAUUCGCAUCUCAUCAUUUAUCACAUCAUUCUCUGAUUCUUCCGUUACUGCCCUCUGUGUCAACUGUCCUGUCCCGCGCUCUUCUGCUUCGGAGCUCUUCUUUCCUGGUCCAUUUUCUCCUUUAUUUUAUUUUUAUUUUUAAGGUCAGCUCAGCUAUCCAUCGAUCGAUCAAGAAUAGCUCCUUAUCAUUUAUUUACAUUUACUCGUAUUCGCUAGCUAGUAGGAGUGUUAGAGCUGCCAGAGGAGGGACGACAAUCUUCGAUCAGAGAUAUUGUCCUGCUGCAGUCGAAACAUUCUAUUUGUGGCUUCAUUAGGUAAAAGCGCCUUGUGCUCUCUUGAGUUGGGACUUCUUUUAGCUUCGUAUCGGUCUCAGCAGCAGAGCUGGUCAUUCCUUUCCUCUAAUUUAUUUAUUUUUUUCCUUGAACAAAUUUGAUUAUCUCUUGAUGAUAUGUAUAGUUUUCGUUUCACACACUAGUUGCCCUGAGAAAGUUGGGUGGCCACAGUACGUACAAGUCGUCUGCACUGUAGUCCCAAUUCCUCGCUCGCUGGCACAUCACCAGGGAGUUUUUUCUCUCUUUUUUUUUUUUUUUCAGCGAGCCUGUUUUAAUCGAUUUAACUGCAUUUGCAUAUUGUAACACUUGAAUAGAUCAGCUUGCAGGAGGUUCAUACUUUGUACUCACAAAGUAUUCGAUUAGCUCGCAGAGGUGUUGACGUUAUCUUAUGGUCUUGCAUUGCAGCUUUCUUGCCAUGUCCUCCGAUUUUAAGUCGAACGGCUUAGAAGCAAAAUCAUCUGGAAGAGACUGUUUAGCUUACGACAUGCUUGAUGACAUUGAGGAGCAAGGGACUGGAUCAUCAACGAGCAGUAUGUUAGGAAAUAGAGAGGGCUGGUCCCUUACUGAGAGGUUUCUGAGAGGGCAUCGAGCAUCUGCUGGCGAUAGGAACGAUCUUUUAGAUGCAGAUGAAAAGCGCGGGCAACUACUCAGAAGAAGAUAUGGACCUCUGAUAUCUGGAAUUGCUUACUGCAUUUCUUCGUGCAGUAUGAUAUUGCUAAACAAAGUUGUACUAACGAGUUACAACUUCAACGCAGGAAUAUCCCUGAUGUUCUAUCAAAACUUAAUUUGUUCGGUGGUGGUCAUUUUGUUGGGCGUUUCUGGAGCUGUUUCAGUGGAGAAGCUCAAUUGGAAGCUCAUUAGGGUAUGGAUCCCCGUCAAUGUAAUUUUUGUCGGGAUGCUUGUGUCAGGCAUGUAUAGUUUGAAAUACAUAAACAUUGCAAUGGUGACGAUUUUGAAGAAUGUGACAAAUAUAAUGACAGCAAUUGGAGAAUUUUAUAUAUUCCGCAAACAUCAGAAUCAGAAGGUGUGGAUGGCCUUGUUUUUAAUGAUAAUAUCUGCCGUCAGUGGAGGAAUCACUGACCUGUCCUUUGAUGCUACCGGUUAUACAUGGCAGAUACUAAAUUGUGUUCUAACAGCGAGCUAUUCGCUCACUCUGCGACGGGUCAUGGACAAAGCAAAACCAUUAACAAGAUCAGGAUCUCUCAGUGAAUUCUCAAUGGUGUUGCUGAACAAUUUAUUGUCCCUGCCUUUUGCCAUCUUCCUAAUCAUCCUUUUUGGUGAAUGGGACUAUGUAAUGACCGUGGAUGUGGUUAAACUACCAAUGUUCUGGAUUUUUGCUACAGCUAGUGGAUUCCUUGGCCUUGCGAUUAGCUUCACCUCUAUGUGGUUCUUGCAUCAAACUGGCCCUACCACUUAUAGCCUGGUGGGUUCUCUAAACAAGAUUCCCAUUUCCAUUGCUGGUAUCAUUGUUUUCAAGGUUCCCCUCAGUCUACCGAAUUCCUUCAGCAUCCUAUUCGGUCUGUUUGCCGGAAUAUUCUUUGCCAUGGCCAAGAUGUCUUGAUUAGAAUAGACGUGGGAGGGACAGCUUGUUCGGAUAUUUUUUAUGCAAAUUGAUGAAGAGGCUCCCCAACAACAGACCAAAGCAAAGGCAGGACUAGCUGCGGCAUGAAUGCACACAAAUUAGCUUCUAAAGAGCUUGGAUCUCUUCGACUGGAAACAUGAUGCAAGGGGAAGAUCUUUGAACACUAAGACAGCGAUACUUUUUUCUCGGGCUUUCGCCCCGUUUCUAACCCAAGAAACAAAAAGAAUAAUAAUAAUAAUAACAUACAGCCUACCUCCAGAUUUAUUGAUUUAUUGAGGUGCGCAUUAAUUUGAACU
Messenger RNA from Punica granatum (pomegranate), 2370 nucleotides. The record is from RefSeq and is a predicted model, not a curated record. NCBI's taxonomy places the organism in Eukaryota, Viridiplantae, Streptophyta, Magnoliopsida, Myrtales, Lythraceae.